Messenger RNA from Penicillium coprophilum, 192 nucleotides. RefSeq names its product P450 monooxygenase. The record is from RefSeq and is a predicted model, not a curated record. The transcript is spliced from 2 exons. Lineage: Eukaryota; Fungi; Ascomycota; Eurotiomycetes; Eurotiales; Aspergillaceae. The coding region runs from base 1 to 192 and encodes 63 amino acids. Gene Ontology annotation, molecular function: iron ion binding; heme binding; monooxygenase activity.
AUGCCCAUCGCUGGGUACACAUACGCUGCCCUGAGCAAACACCCCCAAGUCCUCCACAGCAUCCGAGAAGAACACAACACUCUCUUCGGCACUGACCCCUCCGCCGCAGCAAAUGUCCUCCGCAACGACGCCAAUAUCAUAAGCAACCUCCCCUGCACCCUCGCCGUCAUUGAAGAAGCUCUCCGCCUCUAG